ACAGCUGAUUCUUGCUGAGCAGAUGCUGUUUAUAUUUAUAUCAUUUAGAACCUUUAUUUUGAAAGAUCAGCCACACGUGUUUCCGCUCGGAAAGGAGCUAACAACACAUAGCUUCCAGCCUUAUUUCUUUUAAGUGUCUUUUUCAAACUUCACACGUCCUAUCAUGGAGAUGACCGGCAGACCGUGUCAGGUGGAAAACACAGAUAUAUUCCUGCCACUGUCAUCGCUGAGGCUGCUGAUCCCUCCUCUGCGGCUGCUCUCUGCAGCCAUGUGGCAGGUGGCUCAGCAGAGAGAGGUUCUCGAUUAUGAGAAGCUUGAUGAGUUCGUGACGUUGGUGACGGCGACAGUGCCAGACCUGCUUAGUCCGAAGCAACGAGGCAAGCUGCUCCUUCGACUGAGAGCCAAAAUUAUUCUUGAGUUGUGCAGAAAUGAGGAAACAGCCAACAUUCUGUGUAUACAGCCUCACCUGGAACGGAUCCGCCCACCAGGAUACACAGGAAGUGGAGAUGCAGAGGUGGAUGCAGAGGAGGCCAUUUUUGUGGCGCUCAUUCAAACUCUGCUGAAGGAGCCAGCAGAGAGGGAGCAUUUCUACCAGGAGGUUUUUCCAACAGAAUACGGCCUCAGCUACGACACAGACAUGCAGCUCCUCGUGUGGGAGUUUCUCUCUAAACUGGAAAAACUCCUUCCAGUACCAGACCUGAGUCAGACAGUUUCAUGGCUGACCUCUGCCCCCUCUGUACUGAGGGACUACUUGGAAGCGCUCUCCAGUCCUGAGGACCUGACGUCUCUCCUGCAGCACCACAAAUGCCUUGAGCACCUUGGAACACAAGGUACCACCGUGGAGAUGUCCACCCAGGUCUUUGCCUGCUCAGAGUGUCCAUUCUUCCACAUGCAGGAGUCCUACCUGCUGCAGCACAUUGAGCAAAGUCACCCUGAGCAGUAUAGCAAACUCCAGAGGGCCGCAGAGAAAGCUGAAGCCCCCAAGAAGAAGGUCAAGCGUCCUGAGUUCCCAAAGCCUUUCCCCAUCCAUGACAGACCCAACCCCUACAUGUGCCAGGAGUGUGGCAAAACAUUCACACGUGCCUCAGACGUGACGCGACACCAACGGACGCACACGGGUGAGCGCCCGUACACCUGUGAGGAAUGCAAGAAGGGCUUCAAGAACUCCUGGGAUCUGACCAGACAUCAGCGCAUCCACACCGGGGAACGACCAUUCCUCUGCUCCCAGUGUGGCAAACGCUUCACGCAGAUGGGGCUGCUCAAGCUGCAUUUCGAACGAACUGCCUGCGGCCAGACUUGCAACCCUCCCCUCGACUUGGCGACAGAGGUCGUAGAAGUGGAAGAGACGACGGACAAAGGGGACGGUCAAUACAAAUGCCAGAAAUGUGGCGAGAGCUUCGGUAGCAUCCUGGAGAGGAUGAGGCACAGGCAGAGGCACGUGGUGAGGCGUCAGUACAAAUGCUCCCAGUGCGAGAAGAUCUACAGUCGAGCGUCGGACCUCAAGAGGCACCAGAUGAAACACACUGGUGAGCGGCCGUUUGCGUGCGAGUGUGGGAAAAGCUUCACGCACGUGUGGCUUCUGAACAAGCAUCAGCAGAUCCACACCAGGGAGCGUCCCUACCCUUGCACGGAGUGCGGGAAGAGCUUCACGCAACUCCAGAUCCUUAACAGGCACCUGCUGACCCACAACGGCCAGCGGCCUUUUCAGUGCUCCUACUGCGAGAAGAGCUUCACCCAGCUCGCCAGCCUCACGCGCCACGAACGAAUCCACACAGGCGAGAGGCCGUACGUCUGCACCACCUGCGAGAAGACGUUCCUCACGCACGGAGAGCUAGUGAGGCAUCAGCGCAGCCACAGUAACUUUAGGCCGUUCAGCUGCUCACAGUGCCCCAAGAGCUUUAAGACCAAGCGAGCGCAGAGUGAGCACCUCAACACGCACACAGGAGAGCGGCCAUUUGCGUGCACCUACUGCGGGAAGAGGUUCGCCAAGUCCACCUCGCUCGUCCGGCAUAACCUGACUCACACAGGGGAACGGCCCCACCAGUGCUCCCAGUGCGGGAAGACCUUCCUCACCUCUGGUGAGCUCCUCCUCCAUAUACGGAUCCACACGGGAGAAAGGCCUUAUCCCUGCUCCUACUGUGAGAGGAGGUUCAGGUGCUCCUCCGACCUCAACAUGCACGUCAGAACACACACCGGGGAGAAGCCACACAGCUGCCUGCUCUGCAAGAAGAGCUUCUCCACGUCUACGAGGCUGAAGAGGCACACGCGCACACACAUGGAGAAGGGUAUCGUAGUGGAAUCAUUUAGUCUCUGAGCUGAUAGCUGAUGAUGUAUUUAUUAGAUGAUGAUUGCUGCUUUGUCUUAAUAGAAUAAAAAAAUCUUUUUAAUCAG
This is a messenger RNA of Larimichthys crocea (large yellow croaker), 2391 nucleotides long. Its product is annotated as zinc finger protein 2 homolog. The transcript is spliced from 7 exons. Gene Ontology annotation, cellular component: nucleus. NCBI's taxonomy places the organism in Eukaryota, Metazoa, Chordata, Actinopteri, Sciaenidae. Gene Ontology annotation, molecular function: DNA-binding transcription factor activity, RNA polymerase II-specific. The record is from RefSeq and is a predicted model, not a curated record. The coding region runs from base 164 to 2314 and encodes 716 amino acids. Gene Ontology annotation, biological process: regulation of transcription by RNA polymerase II.